AUGGCAUUUCAUCCCGACAAACACCCUGGGCAACAGAACAAAGAUUAUGCAGAACAAGCAUUUCAAGAAGUCCACAAAGCGUACCAAGUUCUCAGUGACCCUGAACAACGCUCUGUGUACGAUCACUUUGGUGAAGAAGGUCUUAGGUCUACAUGGACUGUAGCUGUUCCAGGUCAAACUCCUGCUGACAUGCGUGCAGAAUUCGAGCGUCAGUCAAGACUUCGCCAAGCAGCCGACGCCGAAAGCCUCGUAAACUCUCGUGGCGAAUUUAUUGCGGUCAUUAAUGCAACCUCUUUAUUCUUGCCAAACGUGCUCAAGACAUCACCACUUAGUCCUGCCAUCCGUCCUCGAUUGACUAUGGACAAACGCCUUGCGCUCGUGUCUUGCCCUCAAAUUAUCGGAAAGCAUGGCUUCGACAUACCUCUUACUGAACAAUCCAUGGUCUCAGUCUCUGGUCAAUUAAUGAGUCGUGGCCAGGCAGGUGGUGGCAACCUCAUUGGUACUCUAAAGACACAUUGGAGUCCACGCUUUUUUUCUGAGCUAAGUGCGUCACUCCUGCGCCCUCACAUCCUCACGGCCAAAGGCCAGUACAUGGUGGAUGAAAACAUGUUUUUCAACUAUGCUUUGGUGUCACAAACUAUCAACACGCCGCCAUCUUUGACCCUAACUUAUGCUCAAAGGCUAUCUAGUAAGUCAAGCCUCACAGGCUUCACGUCUUUUAAGUCGGGUGCCUAUACAAUUGGUAAUUGGGGAGCAGAUGAGAAUGGUGAGCCAAUAUACGAUGAUGUAAGUGCAAUGGUUGUUGGAACUACCAAGCAGCAUAUGGACGGCACUUCUUGGACGCUCCAAUGCGCAUUAUCUGGCAUGGACCAAUCCAUUGGCUAUGACUGGACGAUGAAGCUGCUGGGAGGCUUCAAAAUUAAGAGCGGCAUCACUUUAGGAACCAUGUCCGGGAUCUCUGCUUUCACGAAUAGUGAGCGUCGAGUCACUGAAAAUAUUCGCAUGUUACUUGGUGUCGAAUGCGGACUAGCAUCUGGUGUGCAGCUCAAACUUCGCGUCUCGCGCCUUGGACAACGCUUGGUUUUCCCCAUUAUCUUAUCACCAAACUUCCGUCCCGAUCUUGCUAUGUCGGCCGCACUAGUACCUGCAGUACUUAUGGCAUGUUCACAUUACUUCUAUUUCAAACCCAAGCAACGUCGGACGGCAGCCAAGCGCCUGGCUAAGGUUCGCAAUGAGAGAAUGGCUGAAAUCGAACAACGACGCACUUCAGCGGAACAGACUCGCGAGCUUCUGCGCCCCCAGGCCUGGAAGCGCGCAGAAGCUGAGCUCACACGCAAUGGCCUGGUCAUCGUACAAGCUUACUAUGGUCGACGCGAUGCAUUUCCCACUCUUGUUGACAUUGAUUUGAGUCGUAUCAAAGAUAAAAAAGAAAUUCUUCCACUUAUUCAGCAGAAAGGAGAGUAUAACGAUACGAAUGUGAACCAACCACUAUGGUGGGAUGUCCAAGUUCCCCUACAAAUGUUGGUGACCCAGAGCCAGCUUAUUAUUCCAGCUGGUCGAUCAAAGUCCAAGUUGAUUGGUUUCUUCGAUCCUUGCGUUGGCGAGCGCAAGCAGCUUUUGAUUCGUUAUGUGUUCCAAGGCGCUCUUCAUGAGCUGGUAGUUGACGAUGAAGAUGCAGUGGCUGCUCCUUUACGUAGUCAACAACUAAUGUAG
Malassezia globosa CBS 7966 is the source of this 1713-nucleotide messenger RNA. RefSeq lists its product as uncharacterized. The record is from RefSeq and is a predicted model, not a curated record. Gene Ontology annotation, biological process: cristae formation. Lineage: Eukaryota; Fungi; Basidiomycota; Malasseziomycetes; Malasseziales; Malasseziaceae. The coding region runs from base 1 to 1713 and encodes 570 amino acids. The transcript has a single exon.